CUUUGCAGGAACCCGGGGCCUCAUCAUGGACCCCGAGUGCUCUCGGCUACUCCCGGCUCUCUGUGCCGUUCUGGCAGAUCCCAGGCAACCUGUGGUGGAUGACACCUGUCUGGAGAAGCUGCUGGACUGGUUUAAAACGGUAACUGAAGCAGAGUCCAGUCUCCUGAUGCUACAGGAGAAUCCCUGCCUAGUUGAGCUGCUGUCCCAUGUGCUGAAACUCCAGGACGUGAGUUCCAGGGUCCUCUCCUUUUCACUCCGCCUUGCAGGGAUAUUUGCAGCCCAAGAAAACUGCUUCCAGUAUCUACAGCAGGGGGAGUUGCUGCCAGGACUGUUUGGGGAGGCAGGACCCCUCAGCCGAGCAGCCUGGACUGUCCCCACCGUACGCAGCGGCUGGAUCCAGGGCCUGUGUUCCUUGGCACAGCACCCCAGCGCCCUGCACUUCCUGGCUGACCAUGGUGCCAUUGACACCAUCUUCUCCCUGCAAGGAGAUUCCAGCCUGUUUGUGGCCUCGGCUGCCAGUCAGCUCCUGGUGCACAUUCUGGCCUUGUCAAUGUGCAGUAGAGCCAAGGGGCACUCCGGUCCAGUGGGUGGUGACUGGCCCGCAUGUGCCCAGAAGAUCGUGGGUCACAUUGAAGAGUCCUUGCACUCCGCAACCACCCCACAGGUCACUCAGGCCCUGAAUGUCCUGACCACCACAUUUGGGCGCUGCCAUAGCCCUUGGACAGAAGCCCUCUGGACACGGCUCAAUCCUCUUGUGGCCUGUCUGCUUGAGAGAGACCCCAUCCCAGCUGCACACUCGCUUGUGGAUCUCCUGCUCAGCGUGGUCCGUGCCCCUGUGUUCAGUUCUUCAGACUGCGGCUUGUGGGAGACAGUGGCACGGACUCUGAGCUGCCUGAGCCCCACACAAGCAGGACCUCUGGCUGUAGGGAUCCUGAAACUCCAGCACUGCCCACAGGAACUGAGGGCCCAGGCCUUUGGGGUCCUCCUCCAGCCCCUGGACUGUGUCCUGAAAGCCAUGGCUCAGGCCCCCGGACUUCCAGGCUUGCUGGAUGGGGCUGCAGGUGACUCCAUGAUGGAGGACACACUCUUGUCCUCCAAGUCAGCCUGCGUGGGCCUCCUGUGCCGGACCCUGGCUCACCUGGAGGAGCUGCAGCCGCUGCCCCAGCGCCCCUCGCCCUGGCCCCAGGCACCCCUGCUUGGAGCUGCAGUGACAAUAUUGCGAUUCUGUGAUGGCUCGGCAGUCCCUGCAUCCAGCAUGGGGAACCACCUCUGUGGGACCCUGGCAGGCUGUGUCCGGGUCCAGCGAGCAGCCCUCGACUUCCUGGGGAUGCUGUCUCAGGGGACAAGCCCCCAAGAAUUGGUGACUCAGGUGUUUGCCGUCCUCCUGGAAUACCUCAAGAGCCCUGACUCCAGCCCAACGGUUCUGAAGAAGGCCUUCCAGGCCAUGCUCCGGUGGCUCCUGAGCUCAGCCAAGACCGCCGGCUGCUCUGACCUCAGCCGCCACACCGUUCUGGUCCUCCGCGAGCUGUUUCCAGUGCUGCAGAAACGCUUGUGCAGCCCCUGCUGGGAGGUGAGGGACUCCGCCCUCGAGUUCCUGACCCAUCUGAGCAGAAACUGGGGAGGGCAGGCCGACUUCAGACAUGCCCUCCUCGGUUCAGAGGUGCCCAAACUGGCCUGGCAGCUCCUCCAAGAUCCUGAGGGUUACGUCCGAGCAAGUGCAGUGACCGCCGUGGGGCAGCUCUCUAGCCGGGGCCUGCAUGCCUCCCCCACCAGCCCUGAGCAUCCAGAGGCCCAGCAGGGCCUGCUCUCCGAGUUCCUGCACAUCCUCUCUGAAGACUCAGAGGGCUUCCCUCGGAGGGCUGUCAUGCAGGUCUUCACCGAGUGGCUGAGGGAUGGUCAUGCUGAUGUGGCCCAUGACACUGAGCAGUUUGUGGCCACAGUGCUCCAGGUGAUGAGCCAGGACCUGGACUGGGAGGUCCGGGCCCAGGGCCUGGAGCUGGCACUGGUAUUCUUGGCCCAGAUCCUGGGCCAGCCAGACCCCCACUGUCCCUACGCUGUGGCCCUACCAAAGGCAGCCCCGCCUGGCCUGCUCACUGAGGUGCUGCAGACUCUCUGCCGGGUGCGGCUCUUUGAGUUUGUCUUCCGUGCCUUGUUUGACUGUGACCGACCCGUGGCCCAAAAGUCCUGUGACCUCCUCCUCUUCCUGAGGGACAAAACUGCUCCAUGUAGCCACCCACAGGAAGCUGGGGGCAGCCCUGACUCGGCCUCCAUGGAGGCCACCCUGCAGAGGUGGCGGGCAGGUGAGCAGGGCCAGCCCCUGGGGGACCUGGAGCCCGAGGCAGUGCUGGCCAUCCUGGGGUCAAUAGACCUGGAAGGCCUUCAGGGCAUGUUGGCCAAAAGCAGUGACCACAUGGAGAGGAGCCCCCAGUCUCUCCUGAAGGACAUGCUGGCCACAGUGCAUGUCCUGGAGGAGAAUGAGGCCGACUGUUACUGAAGGAGCCAUGCCCGGCAGCACCCAAGGGAAGAGCAGCAAGAUAAAAGAAAUCCCACAUUUUGAUGUAUUAUUAAAGAAGUUGCUUAUUUUCUACUCAAAAUAAAUGGCAUUGAAGUCUUUAA
Molecule: messenger RNA, 2616 nt
Organism: Galeopterus variegatus (Sunda flying lemur)
Lineage: Eukaryota; Metazoa; Chordata; Mammalia; Dermoptera; Cynocephalidae
Gene: BRAT1
Product: BRCA1-associated ATM activator 1
Exons: 13
Coding region: 26-2494 (822 amino acids)
Biological process (GO): DNA damage response; positive regulation of protein phosphorylation; cell population proliferation
Cellular component (GO): nucleus
Molecular function (GO): protein binding
Source: RefSeq, a predicted model, not a curated record